Molecule: messenger RNA, 986 nt
Organism: Onychomys torridus (southern grasshopper mouse)
Lineage: Eukaryota; Metazoa; Chordata; Mammalia; Rodentia; Cricetidae
Gene: Tm2d1
Product: TM2 domain containing 1
Exons: 7
Coding region: 24-650 (208 amino acids)
Biological process (GO): apoptotic signaling pathway
Molecular function (GO): G protein-coupled receptor activity; amyloid-beta binding
Source: RefSeq, a predicted model, not a curated record
AGCGCGAGGACGCGGAGCCCAACAUGGCGGCCGCCUGGCCCGCGGGUCGGGCUUCCCCAGCAGCGGCGCCUCCCGGCCUCCUCCGCACUCUGUGGCUAGUGACGGUCGCCGCGGGACAUUGGGGGGCUGCUGCCUCUGGCGCUGUCGGGAGCGAGGAGACGCCCAAGUGUGAGGACCUCAGAGUGGGACAAUAUAUUUGUAAAGAACCAAAAAUAAAUGAUGCUACACAAGAACCAGUUAACUGUACAAACUACACAGCUCAUGUUCAGUGUUUUCCAGCACCCAGCAUAAUUUGUAAGGAUUACAGCGGUAAUGAAACACAUUUUACUGGAAAUGAAGUUGGUUUUCUCAAGCCCAUAUCUUGCCGGAAUGUAAAUGGCUACUCGUACAAAGUGGCAGUUGCAUUGUCUCUUUUUUUGGGUUGGCUGGGAGCAGAUCGAUUUUACCUCGGAUACCCUGCCUUAGGCUUGCUAAAGUUUUGCACCGUAGGAUUUUGUGGAAUUGGGAGCCUAAUUGAUUUCGUUCUUAUUUCAAUGCAGAUUGUUGGACCGUCAGAUGGAAGUAGUUACAUUAUUGACUAUUAUGGAACCAGACUUACAAGACUCAGCAUUACUAAUGAAACAUUUAGAAAAACACAGUUAUAUCCAUAAAUGCUUAAAAAGAGGAACAGAUUUGAACCUUCUUGACUUCAAUAGAGCCCCGGAUGUGGAAUUCCAGAUUUUCCUUCUCCUUAACUACCACUUUAUGGGUUCUGGAUUAUGUUUUGGUUUGUGCUCAAUUUUGAUUUGUUGAUUUAGUUAAAAGUAUUAUUCCUGGAUUUAUUUAAUGUCUUUCUUAAAAAAAAUCAGUAUAAUAGUAUUUUGUGGGCUUCUAUCUCUAUGAGAUAGCUAGCCUAUUACUGUUACUAUUAUUGUAUUACUGUAUUGUCCUUUACAUGUCACUUGUCAUUUUUAUUUGUGAAAAAUAAAAACUGUAACUUAUUCACA